AUGUUGCUUACUCGGGCCUCUUUGCUAGUCGCUUUGGCUGGAAGUGUCCUGGCUGAUCUGCACAAUGUUGCAGUUUGCGUCUCCAAUAGAAAAUAUUCGGCGAUCGGUGGCACCCCUUUCAGCCCCAGCAACUCAUGGGCAAAGCAGUAUGAGAUUCUACCGGACGAGACAAAAUGUGCCUGUGACCUUUAUAAACAGCGCAAUACGGGUGACAAACAAUGGGACCAAUGUCCCGAUUGUACCUUUGACGGCAACUACUGUAAUUCUGCUGGAUGGCAUAUCGGUGGUGACGAGAGGGGGCGGAAGGCAAUUAGCACGAAGCGAACAAAGAGUGAGGUUUGA
This is a messenger RNA of Penicillium soppii, 342 nucleotides long. RefSeq lists its product as uncharacterized. The record is from RefSeq and is a predicted model, not a curated record. The transcript has 4 exons. Bases 1 to 342 code for a protein of 113 amino acids. NCBI's taxonomy places the organism in Eukaryota, Fungi, Ascomycota, Eurotiomycetes, Eurotiales, Aspergillaceae.